This is a messenger RNA of Cylicocyclus nassatus, 270 nucleotides long. The record is from the annotation of a GenBank genome assembly. Lineage: Eukaryota; Metazoa; Nematoda; Chromadorea; Rhabditida; Strongylidae.
AUGCAUCGCGGAUGUGAUGACUUUUCCCUAAGAGCUUAUGUGGAGCUUAAUCGAUUUCCGAAAAAGGCAUUCUCUAAUCAAAGAAAUCAACCUGAGCAGGUUGAAAUUAGUGCAUCUUUAUCCCUAUUGUUCAAUCAUCUUGCGAAGUAUGGUUUAUGUCGACAUCGUUCAAAAGGACAGGAAUGUUAUAGUCAGCGUUCUAAUACUCACCUGCUGCGUAAUACGCCGAACUGUGGCAUCCUACCUACACCGUCACGUCUCAUGCGCUGA